AUGAGGGAAAACAGCUGGGGGCACACUGUAGGGUCAGGUUAUCGGCGGAUCUGUUACGUGUGACCCUACAGAGGAUACAUUUCCCAUAACUUUCGUUUUUCAAAUGCCUUUUAAAAAAAAAAAAAUAAAUAAAGAAAACUGAAAAGCAGUUGGGAUGCUAUGGGCAAAUGAUCACUGUGCCUCUGCAAGGUUUUUUAAUCUCCCCCAUUCGUGGGAGCGAGGAUUUUCUUUUAUGUUUCACUGACUACUUGGGGAUUCUUUCUGUAAGACUCACUGAAUACAUUUUCAAGUUGUCUUCUAGUGCUUGAGACGACUGCUUUCGUAAAUGCGCUGGGGGGGCGGGGUCAGCUGGGGCAUCGCGCCUUUAUCGUCAGGCUGGGGGUGCCGAAGAGUCACAUGUUGCUGCCGUCAUGUGACGGCGCUUUCAGGAAGGCCAGCAGUCUGGUGUGGUGGAAGGGGAAAGCUGCCAGUGUGACCAGUGGAGUUAACGUGUUGUGCUGCAGGACACAUGGACAAGCUGCGAAGGGUUCUCAACGGCCAUGAAGACGAGGAACGGGGCCUGACCGCUCAGGGAAGUGCAUUACUUUGGGUUCCUGGUGCCGGAAUAAAGCUAUUUGCAGUGUUCUACACACUGGGAAACAUUGCUGCAUUAGCCAGCACAUGUUUUCUUAUGGGUCCACUUAAGCAACUUAAAAAGAUGUUUGAGCCAACCAGACUGAUUACUACAAUAAUUAUGCUGCUCUGCUUGAUCUGUACCCUGUGUGCUGUUUUUUGGUGGCAUAAAAAAGGUUUGGCACUUCUCUUUUGUAUCCUACAGUUCCUAGCCAUGACCUGGUACAGCAUCUCUUUUAUCCCCUUUGCAAGGAGGAGGAGAAAAUCUCAUGGGUGCUGUCGUGGAGACUUCGAGAAAAGGAAUUAUCGACAACUUCUUCCAACUAAAACAUUAUCUCUUCAGUAUCUGCAGGAGCUAAAUAUUUUGGGAUGCUGUGAUGAAGUGCUUCACCUCCUGUUUGGACUAAUAUUCAAGAAGGCAACUACAGCUGUAAAAAACAAGAAAUUCAAUAUCGAUCAGUUAGCUUUAUAGGUUUCCAUUGAAAACAAAAUGUAUUUUAUUUUAUUUUUUUGUAAAUAAAGUGCUAAUUCUCUAAAUUGUUUAAGGAAACAAUAUAUUGUAUUUUUAACUUUUUUUUUAAUAUGCAUAUUUAUGCAGCAAUAAAUAUAAUUCCACAUUUUCUUCAUUUAAAUACUAGCUUUGUAAAUAUUUCAAGCUAAAAUAAAUCUACAAGUCUACCUGG
Messenger RNA from Hyla sarda, 1295 nucleotides. It is a transcript of the gene SFT2D1, whose product is annotated as SFT2 domain containing 1. The record is from RefSeq and is a predicted model, not a curated record. Bases 509 to 1084 code for a protein of 191 amino acids. Gene Ontology annotation, biological process: vesicle-mediated transport. Lineage: Eukaryota; Metazoa; Chordata; Amphibia; Anura; Hylidae. The transcript is spliced from 9 exons. Gene Ontology annotation, cellular component: membrane.